AUGGCUCCACUUGCGAAAAGACGUUGCGAGGUUUUGGAGGAUGAAGCACAUGAGAAAGCCGAGACCCAGGGCAACGCAGUCGAGGUGCAGGCCCUGAAGGCUGCAUCCGUUCCAGACGAAGACCUUGAAUUGGAAGCCAUGUUGCAAGAGGUUGGCGUUGAGUUUUACGAGUUGUCUCCUGAGGAGAUGAACGGCGGAGAGGCGCCUUCCAGUCCAGCAGAGUUGGCUGAGUUGGAUGGCCUGCGGUUCCUUCCUUAA
Messenger RNA from Cladocopium goreaui, 258 nucleotides. NCBI's taxonomy places the organism in Eukaryota, Dinophyceae, Suessiales, Symbiodiniaceae. The record is from the annotation of a GenBank genome assembly.